AUGACCUAUUCUAUUGCACCUUAUCCCCUGCACCGUUCAUCUUUCUUCUUUUUCUCUACGCAUAUAUUUCUAUUAUACUCUCUCGUUCACAUCUCAAUGCUGUCACGAUAUCAGUGUAUCUGUAUCACCUUCACCUUACCUGGUCGCCGUAGGACUAUGAGACUGACACUAGGACUCGUAUGGUGGGCUGUAAGCUAUCAUGUGACUUUGAGCCCCGGGUCUUCGCUUGGGUCCAACACACAACACAGCGUCCUCGAUAUUAAUCCCAACGACAGUUCUCAGCCCAACUCAAUUAGUUCAUCUCAAAUAAUCAUUCAACCCCCAUCAACCCUUGCUACCAUGUUCCAUGGCGACGCAGUACCGCCUUCUUUGAAAUGA
Messenger RNA from Marasmius oreades (fairy-ring Marasmius), 378 nucleotides. RefSeq lists its product as uncharacterized. The transcript has a single exon. The record is from RefSeq and is a predicted model, not a curated record. Lineage: Eukaryota; Fungi; Basidiomycota; Agaricomycetes; Agaricales; Marasmiaceae. The coding region runs from base 1 to 378 and encodes 125 amino acids.